Equus caballus (horse) is the source of this 3671-nucleotide messenger RNA. Lineage: Eukaryota; Metazoa; Chordata; Mammalia; Perissodactyla; Equidae. The record is from RefSeq and is a predicted model, not a curated record.
CACAGACUGAUAGUGGGGAAGGUCGCAGAAGCCCGACAAUUCCGUUUCCUGAUGUUUCAAUUCAGGCCACAGAAUGGCAGUGGGGAAGACAUGGGGAAAACAUCCUGCACAAUAGAGAUCCAAGCAGCAUUUAUUCUUUCCUCUUUUGUGACCUUCUUCAGUGGACUUCUCAUCUUAUUUUUUUCCAGGCUAUGCUGGAGGGCCUUAAAAAAAUGGCGAGACAUCAAAGGAGCAGGACUUCUCUUGGGAUUAGUCUUGUCACAUAGCUUUGGUGAUAGACAUUUAAAACGUCACCACUUUCAUGGAGUAUUUCGUGAUCGGAUAGAAAUGUUGCUUUCAGCACAGACCUUUGUGGGGCAAGUGUUGGUGAUCCUUGUCUUUGUCCUGAGCAUCGGGUCUCUUAUAAUCUAUUUCAUCAACUCUACUGACCCUGUUAGAAGCUGUUCUUCAUACCAAGACAAAACCAUCCCUAUUGAUUUGACUUUCAAUGCUUUCUUUAGUUUCUAUUUUGGGUUGAGAUUUCUGGCAGCUGAUGACAAGGUCAAGUUCUGGUGGCAGAUGAAUUCGAUUGUAGACAUCUUUACCAUCCCACCAACCUUUAUUUCUUAUUAUUUGAAGAGUAAUUGGCUAGGUUUAAGGUUCUUAAGGGCAUUGCGGCUGCUGGAACUUCCUCAAAUCUUACAAAUUCUGCGAGCAACCAGGACCAGCAAUUCAGUGAAGUUUUCCAAGCUGUUAGCCAUAGUUCUCAGUACCUGGUUCACCGCUGCAGGAUUCAUUCACCUGGUGGAAAAUUCUGGUGAUCCCUGGCUCAAAGGUAGAAAUUCACAGAACAUAUCCUAUUUUGAGUCCAUUUACCUGGUCAUGGCAACGACGUCAACUGUUGGCUUCGGAGAUGUGGUAGCCAAGACAGCCCUAGGACGGACCUUCAUCAUGUUCUUCACCCUGGGGAGUUUGAUACUAUUUGCAAACUAUGUCCCUGAAAUGGUGGAACUCUUUGCUAACAAGAGGAAAUAUACCAGUUCCUAUGGAGUGCUCAAGGGGAAGAAGUUCAUCGUGGUAUGCGGAAAUAUAACUGUUGACAGUGUGGCUGCUUUCCUGAGGAACUUUCUCCGCCAUAAGUCAGGGGAAAUCAACACCGAGAUUGUUUUUCUGGGAGAGGCUCCUCCUUCUUUGGAAUUAGAAACCAUAUUUAAGUGCUACAUGGCCUAUACAACUUUUGUUUCUGGAUCUGCACUAAAGUGGGAGGAUCUGAGGCGAGUUGCGGUGGAAUCUGCAGAAGCAUGCCUGAUUAUAGCCAACCCUUUCUGCAGUGAUUUGCAUGCUGAAGAUACUUCAAACAUUAUGAGGGUGCUCUCUAUCAAGAACUAUCACCCACAGACCAGAGUCAUCAUACAGAUACUUCAAUCCCAUAACAAGGUUUUUCUGCCAAAGAUUCCCACCUGGAGCUGGAUCGGUGGGGACAACAUCAUCUGCUUUGCUGAAUUAACGCUUGGAUUUAUCUCCCAGGGCUGUUUGGUGCCAGGCUUGUGCACCUUUCUAACGUCUCUAUUUGUUGAGCAAAACAGAAAGAUUUCUCCUAAAUGGCCCUGGCAAAAAUAUUUCUUUAAUGGCCUGAAGAACAAAAUCCUGACUCAACGUCUCUCUGAUGACUUUGCUGGAAUGAGUUUUCCUGAAGUUUCCCGGCUCUGCUUUGUGAAGAUGCACCUCCUGCUGAUAGCCAUCGAACAGAAACCCACAGUUCACGGUUACUGUGGUCUGGUACUAAAUCCAUCUGCACAAGUUAAGCUGCAUAAGAACACAUUAGGGUUCUUUAUUGCUGAAUCUGCAAAGGAAGUCAGAAGAGCCUUCUUUUACUGUACCAGCUGUCACAGUGAUGUGCAUGUUCCUGAGCUAAUAGAAGAAUGUAGCUGCAAACACAAGAGCCAUCGAUUCACCACAGGGGCAACAGUAGCGGUAAAGAGAAACAGCCUGAAGGAAUUCCCUGGUACAGAAAGGCAGAAUUUUCAAGAGUCACCAUUAAACUUCAGCCCUGACGCCAAGACUUUUCCACAUGAAGUGCAACAAGAUUUUAGCCAGCUUGACAGCACUGGCAUGUUUCACUGGUGCAAAGCAACCGCUUUGGAGAACGUGAUUCUGAAACGAAGCGACAAGUCAAAGCAUGAGUUUCAGAACCACGUUGUAGCAUGUAUCUUUGGAGACGCCCACUCAACGCUGAUGGGGCUUCGGAAUUUUGUAAUGCCUUUGAGAGCUAGCAACUAUACCCGGCAGGAGCUGAAGGACAUUGUGUUCAUUGGCUCUCUGGAUUACCUGCAGAGAGAAUGGCGAUUUCUUCGGAAUUUUCCGCAGAUAUACAUUCUGCCUGGAUCUGCACUCUAUUCUGGAGACCUCCAUGCAGUCAACAUAGAGGAAUGUUCUAUGUGCGCUGUCUUAUCCUCCCCAUCCAAGUCAGCAAGCAGCCCGACUCUGGCAGACACAGACACCAUCAUGGCCACCCUCGCCAUCGGAUCAUUGAAGAUUAGGUGCCAUACCCAGACAACCUCGGAGCCACAGUCUUCAAGGGGCUGUAAUGGAUAUUCUGAAAAAUCAGGCUACAGAAGAAUUCCCAUUCUCACUGAACUGAAAAAUCCUUCCAACGUCCACUUUAUUGAACAGCUUGGUGGAAUGGAAGGAGAUCUCUCUGGAACAAGCCUGCAUCUCAGCACUUCCUUUGCCACAGGCACUGUCUUUUCCGGCAGCUUCUUGGAUUCCCUCCUGGCCACAGCCUUCUACAAUUACCAUGUCCUGGAAUUACUUCAGAUGCUGGUAACAGGAGGGAUAAGUUCUCAGCUGGAACAUCAUUUGGACAAGGAUAAGUUCUCUGGGGUGCCCAAGAGCUACUCUACAAUUUUGUCUGGCACAACACGUUGUAAACUGGGGCUUCUGUCCUUAAAUCAAACCAUUUUGUCAGACAUUCAACCAAGAAAGACCUUUGGGCAGUUGUUCUGUGGCUCAUUAGAUAGUAUUGGAAUCCUGUGCCUUGGCUUAUACCGCAUGAUGGAUGAAGAGGAGCGCAACCCGGAACGCAAAAGGUUUGUGAUUAUCCGGCCAGCCAAUGAUUUUAAGCUGCUGCCCUCGGAUCUUGUGUUUUGUGCCAUCCCUUUCAGCACUUCUUGUUGCAAACAGAAUAGUAGUUCAUCUCAACUUCCCUGUGAAAUUAUAAAUCUAGCACCACUGACAUCAAAGACACUUCUAGACAUAAAUAAGCCUCCUACAGUUAAUCCAGUUAACCAGACUACAACACAACCAUUAGUUCAUUCUUUGGAGUCCAAAAUUAUCCCUGUUAGUGAUUCUAAGCAACCUGUAUUGACCCAGAAUGGUAGCCUGUCACCCCAGAUACAUCUGGGCAAAACUGUGGAAGAAAAUGGAGAGGAAAACAUGAAGGAAAUCUCAAAGAAUGCCUUUGCAAAUUCAAAGUCACGCUAGAAUUGUUGAUAUUCUCUACAAUCUCCUAGCUCACUACUUACAAAGUAUCUGCAGAGAUAAUGAAUUUGAACAGGGAAAAUAAAAAUGGACUCAUGCCAUUUUUGUGCCCAUUACUUAGUGGUUGGCCAGCAAGCCCACACUGUUUUGGAAGAGACAAAAGUCUGAUCUAAUCUCACUGGAUCUUGUGUGAUAAAUAAAGAAAUAUCUGA